Styela clava is the source of this 3348-nucleotide messenger RNA. RefSeq lists its product as uncharacterized. NCBI's taxonomy places the organism in Eukaryota, Metazoa, Chordata, Ascidiacea, Stolidobranchia, Styelidae. Gene Ontology annotation, molecular function: GTPase activity; GTP binding. The record is from RefSeq and is a predicted model, not a curated record.
ACCAUAGAGUAUGACAUUAGCUUAUGAAGAGAAUAAUAAUAAUUAUAGGCGGCGAGCGCCAAUGUUUACCAGAAGUUCUGGACUUCAAAAUGGAGAUUCCGAAAACGAAGAACACGAUUCGGACACUGUGUCCGAACUUUUCGGACCAAGUCCGAACCGAUCAACUCCACGGGCUAUAAAAGGACAUAAACGAUCCCGAAGCGAUUAUGGAAAUAACUUACAACCGUUGUCAAUGCCACAAAACCCGCAAACUCACUCUGUUCCCGCAUUUAUGAGGAGCAACAGUAGUGGAAGUAUGAGAAGACCUUUAUCAUUUAUAGCCGGCCUUGCCAGCAAAGUAAAAAGUGCUUUUGAAAUAAAUAAAGAUCCGAAAAAUUCGGACAAAUGGACGUUUAACGGGACCGAAUUUGACUCUUGCAACAGUGAGAACUCUUCCCCCAGUAUGCCACGAAAAUCAAUCAAUACUUAUCCACGUAUCAGAAAAACCAAUGACAGACUUACUGUGCCCUCCGACCGUCAAUGGCCCAGUAGACGCAAAAAAGUUCUGAAUCCUGCAUUUGCCGAAGUUAUGGAUAUACUCUCCGUUCCGUCCAGUCCGGAAUUAGAACGCGAAGCCCCAACUUAUCCUCCCCUUCCACGAAACAAAAGUACUCCAUGUGUCGAAAGCGAUCGUCGACCAUCUGACAUCAUCAUUGAGCAGCCAAAUGACGUCAUCAAAUCUAUUGACGCAAACAAAUCAAGUGACGUAAAUGUUCUAGUCAUAGGAUCAGAAGGAGUCGGGAAAUCUGCCCUCGUCGUGAGAUAUCUGACCAAGAGAUUCAUCGGUGAUUAUGCACCUAAUAUUGAAACCGUUUAUGACCACACCAUCGUAAUCGACGGGAAAGAUAUUUACAUCCAUGUUUGGGACUCUGGGAUUCCUGCUAUGUUACAGAAAAGCUCAGAAAAGCCGGAAGCGGAAGUUGAAAAAUCAACCCUUGACCUCCGUGAGACAUUGUCUAUGACAUCAUUAUCUUCUUCUGUAAGAUCAUCAGUGUCAUCAACUGCAUCGUCAACCUAUGAUAACCGAGUGUCUACCAGUAGCUUUGAUGACGAACAGCAUCAAUUUAUGACGUCAUUCGGGUCAAAGGUCACAAUAAACUUGGAAGACGACAAAAUGGAUAAAAAAUCCAUUCGGAAAAAGAAAAAAGAGAAAAAAGAAUUAAAUAAUAAUUUAAAUAAGAAAGAAAAUGAAAUGCAAACUCGUCUGAACUGGUGCGAUUGCAUAGUGGUUGUUUACAGUAUCUGUGACUCGGACUCCUUCGAUUCAGCUAGAGACAUUAUUAGAUAUAUCCGGGGACAAUAUGUACGUGGACAUGCUGUAUCCGAAUUUGAAUCCGGAGUCCGUCGUAACUCCGGUUCAGAUCCUGUGGCAGAUCCGGUUACCCGAUUGAUGCAAAUUCCGAUUUUGUUAGUCGGUAACAAAGCUGAUUUAGAGCACAGAAGGUGCGUCGAAAUGAAUGCAGCCACUGAGUUUUCACUGGGCUAUGGGUGCAGUGCCGUGGAGCUGUCAGCCCCUGAGGGGUUCGAAUCCAUAUCUAAGGUGUUUAACGGUAUUAUUGAAAAUAUUCGAAGAGACAAACUUCCUUCUAAAUUAACAAAAAUUAAGUCAAUAGUACGUGGCUUUGGGCAUCGCAGAAAUAUGUCUAUGUAAAUUUUAAAUCAAUAUUGGGAAAAAGACUUCUGUUGUUGAAAAUAAAAUUAUCUUUUUCUUUAACUACAAGACCACUAGUUUUGAAAUAUUGUCUUGCCGCCGAUCAGGCUGUUACUUUUUCCCAAUUCUUCUUUAUUUCAUUUUUUAAUUUGUCAAUUCGAUUUUUUUUCUCACUUAAAAAAUGCAAUCUUACCUGAAAAGUAGGGUUUCUGUGAAGAAGUUUAAUCACACCCUCAAUCUGUUUGGGUAUAACUUGUUUCGUUUCGUUUUUGUAUUUACCAUGUCCCAUAAAAUUACAAAAAUUACCGUUGUUAACGCGCGAGGGCUAUUUGGCUAUCCGACGCUUAUAUUAGUAUUUUUACACCAGGUGUGUUAUCAGGCGGCCCGGGGGGCUGAAUUAGGCAUGCCAAGCCAUUAAAUGGGGUCCUCGUCAACUCUUCGAUUUUUUUCCAUCAAGCAUAAAAUCUUAAUCCGACAGUUUGCUUGAAAAACCACUCAUAUGGAUAAAAAGUUUAUGUUUUUUUCCCUGGUCGCUGCCUUAAAUCUUUUGCUGUUUUGCCCGGUGCUUAUAUUACUGUAAGUAAGCAAUAGCUGAAUUCUUUACUCUUGUCUUUCCCGCUAAAUUUUUUGUGAGCUCACCUACAUGUCUGAAUUUGGAUUUAAUGUCCAUCGACAAAAAUGCUGCUCACCCCUGGUUUAUACAAUUAGCCACAUAGUAUUAGUAUUUGCUUGUCCAGAGAAUUGUUCAAAAAUAAAGUGUUAAAAUAAUUUGAGACUAAUCUUUAAAAGGAAUUAAAUACAAUCUUAACGAUUCAAAGCUAAAUAAAAGCAACCCGUUAGCUUCUGAAAAGUGAAAUUCCAUCUAUCUUAUUAUCUUGUGCUAAUGAUUUGGUUUCUGCGAGACUAAAUAAUUAUACUUCUUCUAUGCUAUGGCAGAUCCGUAUAUUAUUCCUGAGCUUUCUAUGAAAACUUCACAAUAAAGGGAGUUUAGUAUCAGGCAUUUCAAUUUUUUGAACAAAACACCGAAAAAUCAAUUGCGUAUAUAUAUAGUCCACUUGUGCCCAAAAAUAAAUGGGGACCCACGAAAAAACAAAAAUUUCUUAAUUACUUUAAAUGACUUAUUCAACACUCGAACUUCUGUUAGUGUAUGAAUUCACCAAAUUUUAUUAAUCUAGGUUAUGAGAUUAUGCUCUCUUUAAAAUAUGUUCUAAAUUACCUGGGAUCUAUUUUUUGACUCACCUUGCAAAUUGUUUUCAAUUUUAAAAUUGAUUCAGCACUUGAACUUCUGUUUGUGUAUGUAUAUACCAAAAAUUUUAGUAAUCGUUUUGUAUGAUGCUAUCAUUGCUCUAAUGACAGAAGUCCAAUAAAAACGAGAAAUGUGAUUAAACAGAUUUAAUAAACGAUAUUAGUAUACUUUGAUAACAUUGCCACAUUUUCCUAUUUUGCGAAGAAAUCGAUUCCCCGUUGAUUUAUUUCCUUAUAUAUGUUCUUAUCUAUUUCGUUGCGUGGUUGCUAAUGCGCGCCGCUUUUCAACUUCCUUUUUCUGAAGUUCCACAGAGCUUUAUAACAUAUUAUUAUUAUAUGAUUUUACAGUUUGCAUUUUUUAUUUGUGAUGCAAUAUAAUUGUGAGUGUAACAGCUUGUUCAAUAAAUGCUUGA